AUGGCUCGACUUAUUACCCAGCUGCUGCCCCUGUUCCUGGCCGCUAGCCAAGUGCUGGCACUCCCAGCGCCAUCAUCGUCCGAUCUGGAGCGGCGAAACUGGCCAGAUGUCACCGAGUUUGUGUCCAAGGUCGCGUCUCUGUUCCCUGUCAAUGUUGCCAUCAAGGACGUGUGCGGUGUCCUUACGGCCGGCGAGCUCUUCCUAGCCACGACCUUUGGGAUCCCGACCACGGAAAACGAUGCCUGCGGCGACGUCACGCUCAUGUUUGCCCGGGGGACCUGCGACCCCGGCAACGUUGGCGUUCUUACGGGGCCUUUUUUCUUCAAGGCCCUCGAGGAGAAAUUGCAAGGAUCUGGUCGCUCGCUUGGUGUUCAGGGCGUGGCGUAUCCUGCGAGCGUCGAUGGAUACCUCACAGGAUCUCCGGGCAACGGCGAGAACUUCGCACACGCAAUCCGAGACGUCGCGACAAAGUGUCCCAGCACGAAGAUUGUACUCAGCGGAUAUUCGCAGGGCGGAAUGGUGGUGCACGGCGCCACAACCAACCUCGAUGCGAGCGUCAUGUCUAGGGUCAGCGCCGUGGUCAUUUUUGGCGACCCGUAUGCGAAACGGGCUGUGGAUAACAUUGAUGCGUCCAAGGUGCACGUCAUAUGCCACGAAGGAGACAAUAUCUGCGAUAACGGCCCCAUCAUCCUACCUCAGCACCUGACGUAUGCGCUGGACGCUGAUUCUGCGGCCGAUUUCGUCGUUUCAAAAGUCUGA
Molecule: messenger RNA, 759 nt
Organism: Purpureocillium takamizusanense
Lineage: Eukaryota; Fungi; Ascomycota; Sordariomycetes; Hypocreales; Ophiocordycipitaceae
Product: Cutinase
Exons: 2
Coding region: 1-759 (252 amino acids)
Biological process (GO): carbohydrate catabolic process
Cellular component (GO): extracellular region
Molecular function (GO): cutinase activity
Source: RefSeq, a predicted model, not a curated record